CAAGCAUUUCCUUUUUGCUACUAGCCGCGAAAGAAAUAUGAUUGAUUAUUGAUGGCGCGAACACGCUUUGAUGGCUAGCUUUCCUGCAAGGGCGAUACAGACGUCGCACAGGGGAGAUGGAUGUGGUAUUGUGCGUAGGAUAGAAACACAGAGCUGGAGAGCUCAUGGGCCCGCCGCGUCUUGUGGGAGCGUCGUCAGGCGUAUCUCGGGGAGCUCUCAGCGCCUGGGCAGGUCUUCUCGAGGCCGGCAGGCAGUUAUCUCGAGAGCUACCCAUCACAGCGGAAGCCUGCUGUAUAAACGCCCCGGCUCGUGCGACAGCAGAGUGCAAGCGAGCGCUGUGUGCACGGCCUCCGGUCGCACCAUCGCCAGGUACAUGGGCGUCCCAGCACAGACGGCUCCACACGGACAGCAGCGUGCCCAAAGGCUCACAGCCGCUACCACCAGGCCCCAGUAACCUUGCCGCUGAGGCUGGGGCCUGCGCCGAACUCGACGACCUACAUGAGCUAGCACAGGACUGGCGUGCCGCUGCAGCCCUGGCGAAGCACCAUGGCGGGAGCAGCAGCGCAGGCGGCGCCGUCAACCCCCCCAGCAGGUCCUGUAGCGGUGACAGCUGCAGGUCUGCUAGCGAGCCGGGGCAUUCUGACGGACUUCCAUUGACGCUGCUGGAGAGGACCUGCACGCUGCUCGACCAGCGGCACUCCAUCGCAGCACGCCAUGCGGAUCACGCAGCCGCUGCCGGAGGUCGGGGUGGAGGCGCCCACGCCGGUCCCGCCGCUGCUGCAGCUGCAGCUGCUGAAGGCGGCAUGGCAGGGGCAGCUGUGCCGCUAGCGGAUAUCAUUACGUGCGUAGCCGACCUCUGCUCGCAUGCACGCCCGCCGCCGCCGGACCUCGCUCGAAGCCUGGUUGCCGCGGCGGCAGUGGCGACGCAAACCGCCCCAUGGCCGCAAGCCGCGCAGAUCCUAAACGGCCUGGUUCGCAUGGGCACCGUUGGCACGCGGUACUUGGAAUGGACGCUGGCUCGCAUCCAGGGGAUACCGCCUCCAGCCCCGCGUCCCCACCCGCAGCAACAGCAGCGGCUGCAGCAUCCACCCGAAACCACAUCCUGGCUAGCUCGUAGUCGGAACCGGCUCAAAGGCCGCAGCGGCGCCGCCUGGACGCUCGGACAACAACCUAACCAGAUGUCCAUGGGAGCGCCGGGGCAGGGGCAGCAGCAGCGGCUUGCGGACACAGGGCCCGGCGUAGCGGACACCAUCAGCCUGCUGCAGUCCCUAGCGGCAAUCCAUGCCGUACAGGGUACCGCCGCUCGCAACACGCCGGUAGCCAUGGUACGGCUCAUGCAGCACCUGCAGGCGCAGUUGCACACGCUGCCUGGGCCUGCGCCGCUGCUGCCGUUGCUGCAUGACAUUACGGCAUGCGGGUGGAGGCACGACCGGGAACCUGGGUUCUUGAAAGCCAUUGGGGACUACCUUUGCUCGCCCCGAUUGCCGCCUCGACCGGUUCCUGAAGUGGCGGCGGCGGCGGUUGAGUCUAGCAUGCGUCGCGGACCCAUGGGUCAUACUGCUGCAGCAACAGCAGCAGCGACUCACGACGAUGCAGCGCCCAGUAGGCUGCCGUACGGCGUAGGGGGCAUCGACGAUGACGAUGGCACGGUGCUGCAUCCCCCGCAGCUGCUGGCACUGACGCCCUCACAGCUGGUUUCGGUGCUGGCUGCUUACACGCGUGCGGGGGUGCACCAUGACCGGCUCAUGGAGCGAGCCUUAGACGGUGUGGAGCGCUGCCUGCAGGCCUUCACUCCCUCGCAGGCGGCGCGCGUGGCAGCUUCAUGCGCGCGCUUCUCGCAUUACCGUCCCUCGCUGCUCCGGCGAUUGGCGCUGCAUGUUGGGGCGCAUGUACCCGCCGCCGUGGCGCCGAGCGACGUGGCGGGUAUAGUGGAGUCGCUUGCUCGGUGCCGGGUGCGAGAGGAGCGGUUCAUGGGGGUAGCGGCGGCCUACGCGUCAGGGCAUGCGGAAGCUUUGUUAGCGGAGAUGGAGGCGGAGGGGGUAGGUCGGGGGCGCUGGGGCGGCGGCUUACUAAAGCCACAGCAGCAGCAACCGGUGGAGGUGGAGGCGUCGCAUCCGCCGCCUUGCCAAGGCAGCAACCAGCCGGUGCGGUCGCCCUUAGAAGGUGGUGGUGGGCGUGGUGGGGAACUAGCGGCGGUGCAGAUGAGGGAGGGCUCUGAAGCGGAGCGAAUCUGGGAGCCGGGGGCGGGGCAUGCGCGGCAUGGCUGCAUGACGUCACAAGGGGACAGGCUGACCCAGGAUCGCGUUGGGAGUAGCUGCCACGAGGACGUCAACCUGUCUAGAGCGGGGUCCAAAUCCCAUGACGGCAGCGUGGCAGGGGCACCAGCAGCAGCACCUGAUGCUGCAUGCUUGCCCUCGCUGCUACCCGGGGAGGCAGCGUCUGCUCAGCCGGGGCUUUGUAGUCAGGCAGACGGUCUCGCCCCACAUUCCAGCGCGCGAGUCGAGCAACUGCCACCUACCAGGAGCAACGAUAGCGGGGUCGCCUCCGAAGAGCUUGCUACGCGGCGCCUUCAAGCUCUGCUGCCCACACAUCCUCCCAACUCCCACGGAACAUGCAUGGGGGCCGCUGCGGCGGCUGGUGUACAACCACAGCAACCGCUGCAGCCGUCGGUUUCGCAAGCGGAAGCAGCCCAGGAGCAUAGCAGCCGCCGUUGCAGCGGCAUUAGCUUAGAGGAGGCAGCCGCGGGACGGGAUGACAGGACAGCGCUGUUCAUCGGCGGGCUGCCGCCUUCCCUGGAGCCGUACAGGCUGCUGGACGAGCUACUAGCCACACCCGGUGCUGCCGUAGACAUGUUUUACAUGCCGUACGACUAUGCCGCGGUGGGGAGGGGGGCUCCUGGCAAGGGCUGCGCCUUUGUUGGUGUGACGUCUCCCGAGGCUGUGGCGGCGAUUGCCCGGCGGCUGCGGGAGGGCCCGAUCUGCGGGAUGAAGCAGCGUGCAUCCCUGGAGUACUCCCCCGCCGCCAACACCCAUGCGCUGCUGCGCACCCUCUUCAGCCUGCGCUCCAAUCACACCGCCUACGUGCCGCGACCCGGAAGCACGCGCUCCCGGCCUGUGCUGCUGUACGUGAGCGGCUCGCUGCGAGGGCAGGUCCAACCCUUGGAGCCGGGGGAUGUGUUGAUGCAUGAGUGGCCCUCCCGGCUCGCAGCUGCCGUACAGCCUUCGCUACACAGCGCUCGGCAGCCCGCCGCCAGCCAACCUUGCCAAGGCGGCCUGGGCAGCCAGCAGCAACAGCAUCCGCAGCAGCAGGAGCAGCAGUGGUCCGUGCAUGCGGAGGCAGCGCUAAGUACGUCCCAGCCGGGCGACGGUGCGCAUGGCUGUGGCGGUGCGAACUCAGUGGGACUUGCUACACAAGCAGGACUCAGCGGCGGGCAUGGCGACACGCAAUUGGGCCGGGUUCUUAGCAACAGCGGGGGCACAGGUGCUCUCGGCGCUGCAGGAUGCGGAGAACGGCUGGAGCAACAGCGGUCCACGCAGCGACACGAGGACCUGGGAGCCCUGCCUGGAGCAAGGCAGCAGCAGCAGCUGCCGUGUCGAUCACAGCAGCCACAGCAGCAGGGCAGCUGUCAGGCUGCGUCCCAGCCACCACUGCAGCAGCAGAGCCAUUCAUCCCCGGAUGUCCCCUCCCCCCCCUUGCAUUCCCCACGGCUAGGGUCUCCCUGGCCGCCGCCUCGAGCCUUCUGCCGUACACAACUCCUGGAUCCAGAGCAGUUGGCUCUCAUGGCUCACAGCAUGGCGGCCCUGUCGUACAGCCACGCAGGCUUCCUCGAUGCCCUCGGCUGUCUCAUGCAGCGGCUGCUGCGGCCUGUGCUGCAGGACCCCCUGCUCGCUGCGAAACUGCUGCCGCCGCCGGCGGCGUGGGCUGCAGCGCCGCCGGCUUUCGCGCAACACGAGCUACAGCAGCAGCCGUCGCCGGCGCUUGCGGUGGCGGCAGCAGACCGGGACCUGGCAGCUGUUGUGGCAGGUGACUGGAGCGAGCACGUCGCGUUGCCGCCGCCGCCGCUGAAGUCAGUGCUGCAUGCCUUACAUGCACUCGCCUCGCAGCCCAACCCCAGCAUUGACGCGUGUCGUGCGCUGGCAGAUGCCUGCACCAGCGCCAUCCUAGCAUGGUUGCCACCAGGAGCCCUUACCGAGGGCCCUAUAAGCGCCAUUGCCGCGGACAAUGCUGAGGGGGAGCACAUGUCUGUGACCGCAGGCUCAGCCUCAGCCACGGUCGUUGCCUCUGGAUCACCCGCAAUACAGCACGGCGGUAGCCCUCAACUAGGAACACAACCUGCCCUGGAGCUCCUCGACCCAUGCACCACCAUGCGCCACGCCUCUACCAGUAUCAGCUCGGCCACCAGCUUACCUGGCGGAGCAGUCGCCCCACAGCACCAACAACAGCCCCCCCACUCGCAGCCUGCGGUUUCCCCGGUACCGCUGCCCUUGGUGCCCCUGCCGCCCUCCGACGUCCUGGACGUGCAUGUCCGGCUGCUCUCGCAGGCUCUCACCGCUGCCGCCGAUCACGGCCCGCAGCUCCUCUACCACUCUCACCUUUGCAACGCCGCUGCAGCGCUGCUCCGAAACCACCUUCCCCGGCUAAAACCGCGCGCUGCUUGCGCGCUGCUACAGCCGCUGGUGCGUUUUAAGAUGCCAGGAGUACGGCAACUGGUGCGGGCUGUAGCACCGUUGCUAGCGCAGCAGGCGGACCGUCUUUCAGAAGCCUCCCUGGUCAGCUUGACAUGGGCUUGCGCUCGGACUGAGCUGCAUGAGGAUAGAAGGGUCGUGACGGCGCUUGCAGCCCGUACCCUACAGCUUCUGCCGCAACUUCCAACGACCGGUGCCGUACAAACCUUCUGGGCGCUUGCCGUCCUACGCUACCAGGACCGUGUCGAAGACCGUAACCGCAAUAGCAGCCGGGGCCGCGGUGGCGAUAGCAGCGGCAGCAGUAGCAUCAGCUUGUACGGCAGCCUGUUGCAGCUGCUAAGCGAGCGUUACGAUCUUACAGCACGGGACUUGCUACUGCUUCAAGAGGGGCUCACGGUUCACCGCCGGUUGUCCUCCUUGUCCUCUACGUCGGCCUCCUCUUUGGCUGCUCUUCUUGGUGAGGACGGCGAGGGCGGUGAGGGCAGUUCGCAGCUGGCCAUGCCUGCGUUCCUAGAAGAGCUCCUGCAACGCGCUGUGGCCGGGACACUCGAG
This is a messenger RNA of Astrephomene gubernaculifera, 5237 nucleotides long. The record is from the annotation of a GenBank genome assembly. Lineage: Eukaryota; Viridiplantae; Chlorophyta; Chlorophyceae; Chlamydomonadales; Astrephomenaceae.